AUUCUUUGGCUGCGAUAUACCGUCUUUCACUAGAGCUUAGGAAUAAAACGCGAAUUUUUGCAUUUUAUACGAUCAUCGGCUACUCCUAAUUACAUUUUACUUAUUGAAUCUCACUUUUUGAUCUGUAUUUAUGUACUAUAAAAUCUCUUAUUUAUUAUCUAUCAGUAUUCUAUUAUUUUUCGCGAAAUGUGAAAAAGUAAAAAAUAAGGCAGUGGAGAAGAAAGAUGAUCGAAAUGAACGAGAACUGGCAAAGCACUUACUUGAUGAUUACUACCAAUAUACUCGACCGGUUCGGAAUUAUUCCAGUGUGCUCAAUGUGACGGUACAGCCACAAAUUUACAACUUGGUAGAGGUGAAUGAACAAAAUGAGCAAAUCAAAAUAUUGCUCUGGUUCCCCCAAAGUUGGAAAGACGAUUAUCUAACAUGGGAUCCUAAGGAAUGGAACGGAAUAGAGAGAAUAAUAAUACCCAAAUCGCAAAUUUGGAUUCCAGAUGGAUAUAUAUUUAAUACAGUAGAAGAAACUGAACCGUUAGAAAACCACAAUGCAAGAGUAAGAUACGAUGGGCGAGUGGAAGUUGAUUUCAAUAAACUCGUCGACUUGACGUGCCCUAUGUCAGUGCUCUCUUUCCCAUUUGAUGUUCAAUUAUGUGCCCUCCAGUUUGGCUCCUGGUCGUAUCAAGCUCAUGCGAUUAGCUUCAACGUACUCGACACAUUUGUCCCAAAGAAAAGCAAGAAUUCUGAAUGGGACAUUGUAUCGUUUAAUGCUACAAAGAUGACAACAAAAUAUGGUGACACGCUUGGAGGAUUCAAUGUUUAUGAAGAGAUUUUCUAUUACUUGGAACUUCGCCGAAAGCCAUUGUAUUACAUUGUAGUCAUUCUGCUCCCAUCAUUUUUAAUUGUUACCGUCUCAAACAUUGGACUGUUUACGCCUCAUGGAGUUCACGGAGACAGAGAAGAGCAUGUGUCAUUGGGUCUCACUACAAUGCUUACCAUGGCUGUUAUCUUAGACAUGGUCACAGGACAAAUGCCAAGAAGUAGUGAAGGAAUACCACUAUUGGGAAUGUAUGUGCUGAUUGAAUUUGUUAUAUCUGUAAUUGCUGUAUUAGUAUCAGUUGUAAUAAUUUUUGCACACGAAAGGAUGCUAUAUCUCGAUGCAACUCCUCCGUACUGGGUGUGCAAAUUGUUUUCAGAUGACUGCAAAAUGUCAUUGGAAGAAAUAGAAGAAGAUUUUUGUUCAAAACCAGCUGAUCUGGUGCAAGAGUUAAGGUUUUGUAUGGAGGAAAUCAAACGAUAUCUUGACGAACAGGAUUCGACAGAGAAGAACCGAAUUAUAUGGCAGAGGUUUUUCUCGUGGACAGAUAUUAUAUUCAGUAUAUUCUUUUUUGUUGUUAAUUGUCUUGUGACAUUUUACAUGUUUAUGGAGUUUAUGUUUUGAGUUCUAUUUACAGUCGAAAUUAAUAAAUAUUUGUGCUUUGAAA
Caenorhabditis elegans is the source of this 1478-nucleotide messenger RNA. RefSeq names its product Neur_chan_LBD domain-containing protein (gene lgc-11). Bases 131 to 1435 code for a protein of 434 amino acids. Gene Ontology annotation, biological process: monoatomic ion transmembrane transport; monoatomic ion transport. Gene Ontology annotation, molecular function: monoatomic ion channel activity; extracellular ligand-gated monoatomic ion channel activity; transmembrane signaling receptor activity. Gene Ontology annotation, cellular component: synapse; membrane. NCBI's taxonomy places the organism in Eukaryota, Metazoa, Nematoda, Chromadorea, Rhabditida, Rhabditidae. The transcript has 10 exons. The record is from RefSeq and is marked reviewed.